Abrus precatorius (Indian licorice) is the source of this 2286-nucleotide messenger RNA. RefSeq lists its product as uncharacterized. The record is from RefSeq and is a predicted model, not a curated record. The transcript is spliced from 5 exons. Gene Ontology annotation, molecular function: nucleic acid binding; zinc ion binding. NCBI's taxonomy places the organism in Eukaryota, Viridiplantae, Streptophyta, Magnoliopsida, Fabales, Fabaceae. The coding region runs from base 1 to 2286 and encodes 761 amino acids.
AUGCUGGAAGCCCAAGGUGAAGUCAUCACUUGGGCUGUAUUUAGAAGUAGUUUUCUGGGAAAGUUUUUCCCUUCCCAUGUUCGUGCUUCCAAAGAGCGGGAGUUUCUAAACUUGGUGCAAGGAAACUCAUCAGUCUAUGAGUAUGCAAUACAGUUUGAGCGGCUUUACAGAUUUAAUUGUCACCCGACCUUGGAGGAGUGGAGAUGUCAGAGGUUUUCAGACGGGCUGAGAACUGACAUAAAGAGGAUUUUGAUUCCACUCAGGAUCAUGGAGUUUGCUGACUUGGUGAAUCAAGCCACCAUUAUAGAGAGUCUUAACGCAAAGGAUGUUGGUGGAGUUGGGAAGGCUCCAUCUAGUAGAGCUACUAGUAGCUAUGGUAAUGGAAGUAAGGGUGCUAAGAAGGGCCCCUACAGUCGGUCGCUACGCCAACAACAAUCUCGACCAUCUCAGUCGAGAGGAUUGGCAGCAUCAGCCCCGGUGCCAAUAGGGACUGCUACUUCUGCAUUUCAGCCUGGGGGAGCAACUUCUUCUGCUCCUAGAGUCUCAGUGCCGCAGAUUGUCAGAUGUUUCAGGUGUGGUGGGCCACACUACCUGAGCCAGUGCCCACAGGCUGAUGUCAGGGUUUGCUUCUCGUGCCAGCAGCCAGGGCAUCUUGCUAGGGACUGUCCUACGCCUAGUGGGGCAGUUUCGUCUUCUGCUAGCGCCUUGCACGCUGUGAGACCUAAAGCGACUAGAGCUCCAACGACAACCAGAUCGAGAGCAGAGGGACGUGUAUUCACUACUUCUGCAUCAGAGGCAGCUCAAGCAAUGGAUCUCGUCCAGGGGACAGCGGUAGUGGCAGUACGAGAGUUCCCUGAGAUUUUUCUAGAGGAUAUUCCUGGAAUACCUCCACGUAGAGAGGUGGAGUUUUCUAUAGAUUUGAUUCCUGGAGCUGAGCCAGUGUCUGUAGCACCUUACAGAAUGGCGCCGAAAGAGUUGAUGGAGCUUAAGGAGCAGAUCAAGGAUCUAAAGCGGAAACAGAUGAUUAGGCCGAUGAAGGAUGAAGAUAUUCCUAAGACUGCUUUUCGCACUAGAUAUGGCCACUAUGAGUAUAUAGUGAUGCCUUUUGGAGUCACAAAUGCUCCAGCUGUGUUUAUGGACUACAUGAAUCGGAUCUUUAGACCUUUCCUGGAUCGAUUUGUGGUAGUCUUUAUUGAUGAUAUUUUGAUUUAUUCUAGUUCGUCAGAGGAACAUGCAGAGCAUUUGAGGACUGUACUUAGUGUUUUAAGGAAGAAACAAUUGUAUGCUAAACUGUCUAAGUGUGAGUUUUGGCUAGAGGAAGUGAAGUUCCUUGGCCAUGUUAUAUCCGCUAAGGGAAUUGCAGUUGAUCCUUCCAAAGUUGAAGCGAUGUUGCAGUGGGAAAGGCCUAAGACAGCCACAGAGAUUCAUAGUUUUGUGGGCCUAGCAGGCUACUACCGAAGAUUUAUAAAGGGAGUUGCGAAGAUAGCUGCACCAUUAACAUGGUUAACUCGCCGUGAUCAACCCUUUGUAUGGACUGAGGAAUGUGAACAAAGCUUUAAUGAGUUGAAGCAUAGAUUAACUUCCUCGCCAGUGUUAAUUCUCCCUGAUACUAGUCGACCGUUCGAGGUGUACUAUGAUGCUUCCCAUCAGGGAUUGGGAUGUGUGUUGAUGCAAGAUAAGAGAGUGGUAGCUUAUGCAUCUCGCCAAUUGCGAACUCAUGAGCGAAAUUACCCGAUUCAUGACCUUGAGUUAGCUGCUGUGGUCUUUGCUCUAAAGGUAUGGCGGCACUAUCUUUAUGGAGCUCAGUUUGAUGUAUAUAGUGAUCACAAGAGUCUGAAGUAUUUAUUUGAUCAGCGAGAGUUAAAUAUGAGGCAGAGACGUUGGGUGGAAUUCCUUAAGGAUUAUGAUUUUCAGCUCCAAUACCAUCCAGGAAAAGCUAACGUGGUGGCCGAUGCAUUAAAAGCUAUGGGCACACAAUUGAGGUUGAGUUCUGCAUAUCAUCCGCAGACAGAUGGUCAAUCUGAGCGUACUAUUCAGACCUUAGAAGACUUAUUGCAGACUUGUAUUGUAGAGCAGAGAAGUGUGGGGCGAGCCUUAAGAGCCAAGAAGUUAACACCUAAGUUUAUAGGACCGUAUCAGAUAUUACAUCGUAGAGGACCAGUAGCCUAUGAAUUAGCGUUACCACCUCGGUUGUCAGGACUACAUAAUGUUUUCCAUGUGUCGCAGCUAAGAAAGUAUGUUUCUGAUUCGUCUCAUGUAAUUGAGCCUGAUGUUGUGGAGUUAUGA